UACGCGACCAUUGUGCGUUUUCAUCGUCUACGCCUUUGUCUUGAGUUUUGCUUUUUCCUCAACCGGUCUUCUCCCGGACGUAUCCUAGCGAUACAUUCAUUGUUUCAGAAUGUCCACUAGCGGUGUUGUUUCACCAUUUCGGAUCUCCAGGAAGGAUGGAGAGAAGCUUGAUCGCAAUGAGGCAUUUAUAGCCGUUCGAGAGCACCUGAAGCGCCAAGAGAUGGGCAUGGAUGCCCCAAGUUUCUGCUCUCACCACCGCCAUUCUUGCUCCGAUCAAGACAAGGAGUCCUUCCGCCUGCAUCGCGAUAUAAUCCAUACUCUCUUACUUCCUUUGUUUCUGCUCCACCACCAAGCCUCGCGUGUCGCCGCUAGGGCGUUGCCCAGCCGCAAAGAAGCGGAAUCGGAACGGGCAUUUCGCGGGGAAGCACGCAGUGCUUAUGCCUGGCUUCAAUGCAUCCUCACCGAGGAGCAUGAUUGGUACCUGACCGAACGAUGCCCCGCUUGCAUCGUCUUACACGUCUUGCACUCCGAGCCGACUAUUCGUUUCGUAGCCGUGGCUUGCCUUCUGUCCGACCACCUACAAGGUCUGGACCUGCUCCACGGGAAAAGUCGGUUGCCCAGCUUCGACUUUUGGCUUGAGGCAUUAGAAACAGCUGUGCGCGAGGAUCCUUUCUGGGGUCAUGAUUUCUGGCCCGAUAUCGAGUACCGCGCCUGUGCGUUGACCGACGGUGUCAAGCAGCUGGUGCUGCAGUGCCUGGAACUCCGAUCUGCGUUGGAUCGGCAAAACCACCAAUCUCAGACAUACGACCCCAGUGCUCACUUCCGUCGUGAGUCGCUGCGGCAAUCACACCACCCAAUGAAGCCCUCGAUUGCUAUAUCACGAAUGACUGGAGAAGAGCAGAAGCUCUUGUCCAAGGUCGCGGGUAGCCGUUGCAUGUCAUCAUAUUGGCAAGAUCGGCCGCAAAGAUUUCAUGCCCGCAGACACGGCGAUCCCCGCAGAAGGUCGGUGACUUCUUGAGCUCAUGUCGUUGCCGGUCUAGAUUGUCUAGACCUCCAGACGAACAAAACAAGUGCCCCUGGCGAUACGAUAACGUCAGGAAUGUUCUUAAGUCCUGCAGGUCGAACCAGUUCGGGUUAGUCCGAUAGUAUUGGAAACACGGAUGAGUGCCGAAAGAAGGCGCUCGCCCGGAUACUUGGCAUGACUCACUCCCACGGUAGGCCUCGUAUCCCAUAAAUAACAGUGGGAAGAA
Molecule: messenger RNA, 1250 nt
Organism: Aspergillus pseudotamarii
Lineage: Eukaryota; Fungi; Ascomycota; Eurotiomycetes; Eurotiales; Aspergillaceae
Exons: 2
Coding region: 110-1018 (302 amino acids)
Source: RefSeq, a predicted model, not a curated record